Molecule: messenger RNA, 1779 nt
Organism: Zeugodacus cucurbitae (melon fly)
Lineage: Eukaryota; Metazoa; Arthropoda; Insecta; Diptera; Tephritidae
Product: cytochrome P450 6a9
Exons: 2
Coding region: 121-1635 (504 amino acids)
Molecular function (GO): iron ion binding; monooxygenase activity; heme binding
Source: RefSeq, a predicted model, not a curated record
AUACCGCUGGCAUUAUUCAGUAGUUAGUUUAAAUUUGUCAGCGGCACAUUGUUCGGACGUGGUCUAGUAUAAAAUCGAAAUAGUAUAACUUCGUGUUUGGAAUCACAAAGCAUAACCGAAAUGAUUACGCUAUCAAUACUGUUAGCCCUAGUGUUGGGCCUGAUAGGCUACAUAGCCUAUUCCAUGCGCCAAAGUUUAAGCUAUUGGCAGCAAUUAGGAAUACCAUGCGAAGAACCAGAUUCCAAAAGUGGCAAUAUAACCGGUUUGGGCAGUACCCGCAGCUUUGCUGACAUUUGGUUACACACAUAUAAGAAAUUCAAAGGCACCGGACCUUUUUGUGGAUUCUAUUGGGGACGUGGUGCCAAUGUCUUUGUCCUAACACCAGAGUUGGCCAAGUUGGUGUUAAUAAAAGAUUUUAAUAAAUUCACAGAUCGUGGAUUCUACACCAAUGUUAAGCACGAUCCGCUGUCUGGACAACUCUUCUUGCUGGAUGGUCAUAAAUGGCGCAGCAUGCGCUCAAAGCUUUCGCCAACAUUCACCUCCGGCAAAAUGAAGUUGAUGUAUCCGGUGAUUGUGCGCGUCGGUGAGGAACUGGCAAAUAUGUUUGCGAAAAUGCAAAAGGAGGAUCCAGUGAUUGAGGUGAAAGAGCUGUUGGCACGCUUCACUACCGAUGUGAUUGGUACGUGUGCUUUCGGCAUUGAGUGCAACAGCUUGAAGGAUCCCAAUUCGGAGUUCCGUGUAAUGGGUCGCAAGGCCCUAACCGAUGUGCGCUUUGGACCGUAUGCGCGCUUUUUCGUCAACACAUUCCCCAACUUGGCAAGAUUUCUGCGCGUAAAGAUGGUUCCCGAUCACAUUACUGAUUUCUAUAUGCGCAUUGUGCGCGAGAAUAUCGAAUAUCGUGAAAAGAAUAACAUCCGACGUAAUGACUUCUUCGAUAUGUUGUUGGAUUUGAAGAAUAACAAGUUGAUGAAAUCCGAAGAUGGUCAGAGUAUGAGCAUCACUGUAGAGGAAUUGGCAGCGCAGGCGUACGUGUUCCUGAUUGCCGGUUUUGAAACUUCAUCGACCACACUGUCCUUUGCGCUCUACGAAUUGGCGCAACAUCAGGAUGUGCAAGACCGCGCACGCCAGGAAAUCAACGAAGUGCUCGAGCGCUAUGACGGACAGUUCACCUACGAGUGUAUGAGCGAAAUGGUAUACUUGAACCAAAUCAUAUCGGAGACCUUACGUUUGUAUACGGUGCUGCCAGUGUUGAAUCGCAAGAGCUUGGUAGACUACCCGGUGCCCGGGCAUCCGAAGUAUAUGAUUAAGAAGAAUAUGAAGGUACUGAUACCUGUGGGCGCUAUGCAUCGCGAUCCAGAUCUAUAUCCCAACCCAGAUGACUUCAACCCCGAUAAUUUCGCACCGGAGAAGGUGGCCAAACGCGACUGCAUUGAGUUCUUAGCCUUCGGCGAGGGUCCACGCAACUGCAUUGGCAUGCGCUUCGGACAGAUGCAAGUGCGUGUCGGUUUGGCGUAUUUGCUGAAGAACUUCAAGUUUAGCGUGUGCGACAAAACACCCAUACCGAUGCAAUACAAUUUAGCUAGCUACCUCGUCAGUUCCAAAUCUGGCAUUUACCUGCGUGUGGACAAAGUUUGAUUGUUUUAGAUUUAGAUUUAAGUAUUGCCUUGGCUACCUCAAUUGACUCACCUUUUGAGAAAAUAUAUUUUUAUUAUAUAAAUGUCUAUGUAUUUAUAACAGUGAUUGGAAAUAAUAAACCGUGUGGAAUUAGCGGAGAAGAAA